Messenger RNA from Guyanagaster necrorhizus, 649 nucleotides. Its product is annotated as TRAPP complex subunit Trs23. Gene Ontology annotation, biological process: endoplasmic reticulum to Golgi vesicle-mediated transport. The coding region runs from base 23 to 433 and encodes 136 amino acids. The transcript is spliced from 5 exons. Gene Ontology annotation, cellular component: TRAPP complex. Lineage: Eukaryota; Fungi; Basidiomycota; Agaricomycetes; Agaricales; Physalacriaceae. The record is from RefSeq and is a predicted model, not a curated record.
AUGACCUUGGCGUCUCACCAUCAUGGCCAUCUUCGGGCUCUGGGUCAUCAACAAGGCAGGAGGCCUUGUGUACCAAAGAAACUUUGCAGAUGGCCUCGCUCAGCUAACAUCCAAUGAGUACCUCGUCCUCGCUGGUACACUGCACGGUAUCCACGCCAUUACGAGUCGUCUGUCGCCGAUGGGACCUAGUUCAGGUGCUCAGGUUAUCGAGGGAGAGUCGUUCAAGAUGACGAUAUUGCUUACCGCUACAGGAACGAAAUUCGUUCUUUUGACCUCCCUGGCAGAGCUCUCAGCAGAAUCGAUAUUGCAGAAAGUGCACGAAGCGUACGCAGAUGCAGUGAUGAAGAAUCCUUUUCACACUCCAGAGAUGCCCAUUCGGAGUGAAGGCUUUGACCUCCGAAUCAGUUUUCUUAUUGGCAAUGGACAAAUGUGAUGACGGAGAGUCUGAGAUUACAUAUAUCGACAUCGAUUUCCAAGUCGAGGUCAACUCUUACGCCUUCUGCGCGUAAUAACAUGCAGAAGAUGAGCUAUUCCGCCCGGCUAGGGCACGUUCCUUCGCAUAUUGCUUGAUGCUCAAAACCUUAUAGUCGCUCUGGUCCUCCUAGCCGACCACAUGUUUAACAUAACAAUGACAAUUCAUUAUAGGCUC